Molecule: messenger RNA, 444 nt
Organism: Benincasa hispida (wax gourd)
Lineage: Eukaryota; Viridiplantae; Streptophyta; Magnoliopsida; Cucurbitales; Cucurbitaceae
Source: RefSeq, a predicted model, not a curated record
AUGGAGAAGGAGGGAGGGCUACCCGAAGCUGGAGUUGUUAAUCAGCCCUUGCCUUCGAAGGAAAAAAUGGAAGAAGCUUCGAGAAAAAGUGCCCUGGCCGUUUCGGAUCCUAAGGAAACUGUUCAUACAGAAUCCUAUGAGGGACACACCAGAGUUGCUUUGGAGGAAGUGGAAGCAGAGAAGCAGCCUGAAAUGGCUGAAGAGAAGAAUGAAAAGAAAAACAAGGAGAAGAGGGCAGAAGGGGAUGAAGAAGCCAAGCAAAGGAAGGAAAAGAAAGAAAGGAAAUCGAGUGAGAAAAGGGAACGCAGGCGAGAAGAGAAGUGCCUGAAGAAGAAGGAUGAAAUGAGGAAGAGGGUUGAGAGCCCGGAUGUCGAUAGAGAAUCCACCACCGCAAGGGUGGAUGAGGAGGUGCCAACGCAACAAAGAGAAUCAGUGCAACCUUAA